Molecule: messenger RNA, 5002 nt
Organism: Alligator mississippiensis (American alligator)
Lineage: Eukaryota; Metazoa; Chordata; Crocodylia; Alligatoridae
Gene: MASP1
Product: MBL associated serine protease 1
Exons: 11
Coding region: 251-2443 (730 amino acids)
Biological process (GO): zymogen activation; complement activation
Cellular component (GO): blood microparticle; extracellular region
Molecular function (GO): calcium ion binding; serine-type endopeptidase activity
Source: RefSeq, a predicted model, not a curated record
UGUGUGUGUGUGUGUGUGUGUGUGUGAGUGAGAUUUGGUGGGGGGGGGAGACUGUUGCAGGCAGGGGAAGGCGUGACCUGCAUGGAGAAUGCCAGACAACUCCAGAGACACACACGCACGCUCACAAAUCUCCGAACAAAGAUAAGGCACGGAGCGCGGAGCACUGGGAACCAGACAGCCCUCCUCCCCAAACCCCCCCUUCCCCACCCCUCUCCUUUCACACACAUCGGGAGAUACCCACGGGAGCGAGAUGAGGUACCUUCUGGCCUGGUCCCUCUGUGCCUUCCUGCUCUGUAGCGCAGAUGCCGUCGAGCUGACGGAUAUGUUUGGGGAGAUCCAAUCCCCUAACUUCCCAGACUCCUACCCCAGUGACUCUGAAAUGACUUGGAAUAUUUCAGUGCCGGACGGAUUUAGGAUCAAACUGUACUUCAUGCAUUUUGACCUGGAAUCAUCCUAUCUCUGCGAAUAUGACUAUGUGAAGAUCGAGGCUGAAGACCAAGUCCUGGCAACUUUCUGCGGCCGGGAGACAACCGACACGGAGCAGGCCCCCGGGCAGCAAGCCAUUCUGUCCCCUGGCUCCUACAUGGGGCUCACGUUCAGAUCCGACUUCUCCAACGAGGAACGCUUCACGGGCUUCGAGGCCCAUUACACAGCGGUGGACGUGGACGAGUGCCUGGAGAAGAGCGAUGAGGAGCUGGCCUGUGACCACUACUGCCACAAUUACAUCGGGGGGUACUACUGCUCCUGCCGCUUCGGCUACAUCCUGCACUCAGACAACCGCACCUGCAAAGUGGAGUGCAGCGACAACCUCUUCACCCAGAGGAGCGGGGUGAUCACCAGCGCCGACUUUCCCAACCCGUACCCCAAGAGCUCCGACUGCCUGUACCGUGUCGAGCUGGAGGAUGGCUUCUUCAUCACCCUGCAGUUCGAGGACAGCAUCGACAUCGAGGACCAUCCCGAGGUCUCCUGCCCUUAUGACUACAUCAAGAUUAAAGCCGGCCCUCUGGAGUUCGGGCCUUUCUGUGGGGAAAAAUCCCCGGGACGUAUCGAAACGCAGACCAACAGCGUCCAGAUCCUGUUCCACAGCGACAACUCGGGCAAGAACCGAGGGUGGAAGCUAUCGUACGCGGCCACCGGGAACCCGUGCCCUCUCGUGCAGCCUCCCAUCAAUGGGAAGAUCGACCCCUCGCAGGCACGCUACACCUUUAAGGACCAGGUGGUCAUCAGCUGCAACCCGGGAUACAAAGUGCUAAAGGAUGAUGUGGAGAGCGACACCUUCCAAAUCGAGUGCCUGAAGGACGGGACGUGGAGCAACAAGGUCCCCAUCUGCAAAAUGGCCGACUGCCGAGCCCCGGCGGAGCUGGAGCACGGGUUCAUCACGUUCGCCUCGAGGAGCAACCUCACCACCUACCGCUCCGCGAUCCGGUACUCCUGCCAGCGCCCCUACUACCGCUUGGCCCCCAACGUCACUGGCAUAUACACCUGCGAUGAGAACGGGAUCUGGAGGAGCGAGGAGCUGGGAACCAAGCUGCCAUCCUGUCGACCAGUGUGCGGACGGCCCGUUCGCUCCUUGCCCGGGAUCAUCAAGCGCAUCAUCGGCGGGCGCAACGCGGAGCCCGGCUCCUUCCCCUGGCAGGCCCUGAUCGUGGUGGAGGACACGUCCCGGGUGCCCAACGACAAGUGGUUCGGCAGCGGGGCCCUGCUCUCCGACUCGUGGGUGCUAACGGCGGCCCACGUCCUCCGCUCCCAGCGCCGGGACAACACGGUCAUCCCGGUGUCCAAAGAGCACGUCACCGUCUACCUGGGCCUCCACGACGUGCGGCGCAAGAUGGCCGCGGUCAACCGGACGGUGGAGAAGAUCGUCCUCCACGCGGGGUUCGACAUCCAGAACUACAACCACGACAUCGCCCUGGUCAAGCUGAAAGAGAGGGUGGUCAUGGGGCCCUACGUCAUGCCCGUCUGCCUGCCUCAGUUCGAGCACGAGCUGGAGGGGCCGCACCCCAACACCUUGGGUCUCGUGGCCGGCUGGGGCAUCUCCAACCCCAACAUCACCGUGGACGAGAUCAUCAGCUCGGGCAUGCGGACCCUGUCCGACAUCCUGCAGUACGUCAAGCUGCCGGUCGUCCCGCACGCCGAGUGCAAGGCGAGCUACGAGUCCCGCUCGGGGAACUACAGCGUGACCGAGAACAUGUUCUGCGCCGGCUACUACGAAGGGGGGAAAGACACGUGCCUGGGCGACAGCGGGGGAGCCUUCGUCAUCCAGGACCCCGGCACCCAGCGGUGGGUGGCCCAGGGGCUGGUCUCGUGGGGCGGGCCGGAAGAGUGCGGGAGCAAGCAAGUGUACGGGGUGUACACCAAAGUGUCGAACUACGUGGACUGGGUGGAGGAGAACGUGGGCGCCUCUGGGAGGUGGACAUUGCCGGACCCCCAGCUGGAGAGAUGAGCUUGGCGGAGCUCAGCCAGCAGGCAGGACUCUGGCUGGACUCGGUCACGCUCCAGGCCUCAACCGGUCCCUCCUUCCACGUAUCGCGUCGUCCCCAUGUGUCCAUGCUCCCCCAGUUGGAGCCCGCUCCAGCCCCAGCCCUGAUGGCAGCAGAGAGGCCACGAGCUAGGGGAGCGAUGGAGACAGAACAACCCCUUUCAUCUGGACAUGUGGCGUCCCUUUGUGCCAGAUCCCUCUGCUCUCUCUCCAUGCCCGCUUUGGUGGGGAAGCCCACAAGAUGCUCAUCGUGCCACCUUUGCCAGAGCGGAGUCGCGGGAGAUGCAGGCACAGCGUGUUUUCUCUGCAGCAUCCACAGCCAUUUUUAGACCCAGCCCUCCCUUCCUGCCCUGCCUCCCCGAUGCGCCGCGCAAGAAGCUCCGGGCGGGUGUUGAAAACCAUUGACAGGCCUGUCUCUGUCCCAUUCCUCCUGUCAUUUUUCGGCUAGGUUUCGUGGCUGGCUCAGAGCUAGCUGGCCUGAUUCUGAUCUCCUUUGCAGUAGUGUCAACCCAAAGCCACUCCACUUCUCCAGUCACUCCAGGAUCUGCCCCAGCGCAGCUACCAAACCACAGAAUUGAAUGGCAGGGUUGGAAGGACCCUCAGGAGAUCACAUCUGGUCCAUCCCCCUGCUCAGGGCAGGAUCAUCCCUGGCUAACCCAGGCCAGCCAAGGGUCUGGCCAAGCUGCUCUUGAAAACUUCCAGGGCUGGAGACCUCCCGCUCAGUCAGAAAGUUUCUCCUCAUCUCCACCCUGCAUUUCCUCCGCUGCAACUUGAGACCGUUGCUCCUAGUCCUGUCCUAGUUGAAGGCGCCUAUCAAAUCCCCCCUCGGUUGUCUCUUCUGCAGGCUAAAAAUCCCAGUUCCCCCUCCUCUCCUGACAACUCGUGUUUCCCAGGCCUCUUCUGUGCAAAGCCUGUUUUACCAGAUGCAGUGAAAGCUUUCCCCGUGCACGGCAUUCAGUCUUCUUGCCCCUCUUACCCCAACAUGGGUCUUUCCUGAGCUGGGGCAGAGCAAAUGCCAAAUGCCAUUCGGCAUUUGAGACCCAGCUUCUGCAGUCAGAGACAACAAAGUCAAAGGGAGAAGGCAGGCCCCAGAGACGGCAAGUGACUUGACCAACGCCCCACGGUGAAUCUGUGGCAGAGAUGGGCACCAAGCCCAGCUCUUCAGCCCUGUGGUUCUUUUUCUCCCCGCUGUUUGAUCCUGCCUUUCUGCUCUCCUAGGGGCCCAGGGAGCUUAGCAAGCAGGCUUCCCCUUUCUUCCCUCUCAGCCCAAGACCCGGGCUGCAAAGCGAUGCGCUGAGAUUCAUCUUGAUGGAUGCACCUGCAGUUCAGUGGGCCACAUUGUCCCCACUCAGCCUGUCAUGUCUGGAGGUAGCGCCUGUCACCCUCAGUGCCUUGUGAGGAGAAAACCCCGGUAUUAGCAAACUGCACCAGCGAGAUGGAGCAGAGCCAGCCCUGCAAGGAGAGAGGGGGAAGGUGGCAUACUCACGCAGGCAUGCACUGAGGUGCCUUCCCUCUCCUGGCUCACUGCGCUGGUGCAGGCCUUUUUCAUGGGCAUUUGCAAGCCUGCCCUGGGCCUCUGGGUGUUACGCCCCGUGGCAUCUGCUUUGAGCCUGGAGCUUUCUCUGGGAAGCAACCAGCAUCCAUCCGGCAGCCGGUGGGCCUGGAGUGGGGCUGCUGCCAGCCUGACGGCCCCUUCUGCCUUCAUCAUCUCGGACCCCAGGAGCCAGAUCUAUCCCUGGCUUUCCCCUUUGAAGAGCUCUGCUCCACCAGCCCCUACCCCGGGGUGAAGUGAGGGGGCGCUUGCCGAGAGCCCGGCUUGCCCAGAGCCCAGUCCCCUUAGUGACCCGGCUCACGGAGUCCUAACAUUUUGGUGGGGGGUUUGGAGAGGUCAAUUCUUCCCCUUCCUUUCUUCUCAUUUCCUCCCUAUCACCGUCCCUCCCCUCUCUCGUCCUCCCCCUCCCUGGUCAGAGAGCAAAGACAAGGGGUCUGCAUUUGCCCCGUGGGGUUGUAUUCACUUACAGGACCAGAAAAGUCUCCUUCUGAGUCCAGGAGAAGUCUAGGUGCCUCCCCACUACACCUGACACUCCUCACCUCUGGUGUAUCGCACCCUGGGCAUCUCUCCAAGUCAGAAAAGAUGCCCCGUGUCAUCUUUGCACACUUGCCAAGCCCCUGACACACUUCCAUAUCGAGAGGGCACUUGCUCCAUUGGACGCCUGCAGCUCCCACUGGGCCGAGCCUCAGUCUUACUGGGUUUUACCCCCUCCAUGGGAGUCUCCCCGGAGUCAGGAGCAAGACCCCCUGCCCCUUGAGGCUGCCAGCACCGAAGCCAGGACCAUGCUGCGCAAGCCAUACCUUUAUGUUACCCGCGUGCCACGAACUGUACUCCGUUUGCCUUCGCGUAGCUAGACGAUAUGAUAUUGUUGAUAUAUUUUUGUACGGCCUCCUGUCAAGCGCCUCGUGUUACGUAUGUACGGUCUGUAUUAUCCUUCCUGAGAACCAAAUAAAGCCCCUUGUGUGGAUAAA